CUCGGCCGCUCCUCCGGCCCCCGGCUCCGGCCCCCGUCCGCGAGGAGCUUGUCGUGCCGUGGGUCCGCGUGUCUGUGACGUCAGGGGCUCCCGAAGAGGGCUGUGAUGUCACUGCAGGCCCGCGGACCCGGGCGGCGGAAGGGCCGAGGACCCGAGGGAGAACGAGGAAGUUCAGCCUAGUGUCAACGCCGGGAUCGCGGCGGAUCCGAAUCGAAAGUUGUUCGAGAUCAGCAUUUUACAGUUGUAAUGCAGUAGUUGUCAGGUUCCGGAACUUCAUUUCAAACAAGCAUUGUUAGUACGGUUCCUUAUAAGAUACGUUUGAUUUAGAAAGAUAUAAAUCAAGAGGUUUUAGGGGGAAGUGUUUAAUGUAAAUGCCCUUCAUUAAGCUAAACUCAUAGUUUGAUGGUUUGUGAUCGUAAUUGCUGAAAAAAUAGAACCAGUUUAAGUGCUGAGGAUUCAGUUUGCCUUACUCUUUUUGGCAAGACAAUUUUGAGAUCCUCUGUGUGCUUGUUCACGUUUUUGUGAGAGCGACCGGGAAGAGGGAGAGCGGAUCUUAAAUGAAAUGUUUCUGUUGUAAAGAGCGGGGGAGGUUUGAAUAAAUCCAAUAUUCUUCGUAUAUAGUAAUUACCUGAGGAUGUCAUUUAUCCGGGCUGUUCCUGUCCCUUGCGACCACGGAUAACUGAGGGUUUCCUACAGCGGGAGCUCAGCAACUAGCCUUUUUCUUGUUUUCUUCCUAAGACUGGGCUAGAGCAAUAUAACAUGUCCCAGGACUGCUUGUCUGCACAAGUAACUCACAUUUUAUCAGUGGUGCUUUCAAAUAUGAAACUACAGAAUUUUUAAGAAGUGCCUCGUCUAUGAAUAUUGUUUUUCUUCCAAAGCUUUCACGAGUUCAGGCUGGAGGAGCAGCUAGUCACUCGCGUGACUGACCCUCUUCAGAGCCUCUGUUAUGCACCUAAAGCCAUAUUGGAAACUCCAGAAGAAAGCAGGACCUCUGGAAAUCAGCAAGGAAACUCUGAGAACUCCUCUGAGCCCCCAGGAGGCUAUAACUGAUGAAACAUGCAAAGCUGGCUGCAUGAAACCUAGUGUCUUUCCUUCAACCUCUCUUGGGAAAGCAUCAUCUCGAAAGCCUUCUGGGAUCCUUGCUCCAAAUGCUCCGUGCAGUAUGAGUGGGAAGAGUCCUAUAGAGAGCAGCUUGAAUGUUAAAACCAAGAACAAUGCACCAUCUGCAACGAUCCACCAGGCCGAAGAGGGGGAAGGGCCACUUGAUAUCGGGGCUGUUGUGAAACCGGGAAAUACCAAGGAGAAAAUUGCAUUCUUUGCAGCCCACCAGUGUAGCAAUAGGAUAGGAUCUAUGAAAAUAAAGAGCUCCUGGGAUAUUGAUGGGAGAGCUACUAAAAGAAGGAAGAAAUCAGGGGAUCUUAAAAAAGCCAAGAUACACUUGGAAAGGAUGAGGGAAGUCAGCAGCAGGUGCUGCCAGCCUGAGCCUUUUGCAUGCGGCAUCGAGCACUGUUCUGUGCAUUAUGUGAGUGACAGUGUGGACGGCUUCUCUGCUGGGAGGCCUCUGUCGGUCAUACAGAUGGUUGCCUUCCUCGAGCAAAGAGCCAGUGCUCUGCUAGCCAGUUGUUCGAAAACCUGCACUAGCUCGUCUGCUGUGGGGAGGUUUUCUGGGCAAUCCAGAGGUGUGCCCCCAGCCACGGAGCCCUUCUCUGCCCCAGGAGAAUGUGGGGAACCCAGGGAAAGGGGAAAUCCUGAGGUUGGUGAACCACAGAGUGAGCCAGUUCGUGUCCUCGACAUGGUAGCCAGGCUGGAGUCUGAGUGCCUGAAGCGGCAGAGCCAGCGUGAGCCUGGAACCCUCUCCAGGAAUAACAGCUUCCGGCGCAACGUGGGCCGUGUGUUGCUUGCAAAUGGCACUCAGGCUAAUGAAAGCAAAACACACAAAGGUGCUGUGGAGGCAGCUGGCACUCAGGUGAAUCUUGUGGUGUCUGUGUCUGUCGAUUGUGGCGCCGCAGGAGCUGACCAUGGUUCUCCUAAGGGGGACCGGGCCUGGGCCAGGGCUCCUCGGGGCUGUCCCUCACUGCCAGCAGGGGUGCCUUUCCACACGGGCAGUGCAGAUUUAGAGCCAGAUCAGCAAACUGCCAUGAAAAACAGCAAUAGAUUUGAUGUGGAAAUGACAGAGGAGCUUGCUCGGUCACCUUUCCCUCACACCUGUCCUCAAGCCAUUGAAUUGCCCGCAGAUGCCAUUGAUUGUAUGAGUAGAGAGCUUGUGCCGCCUUCUAGCCAGAGUCCUGACCAGAGAAGAAAAGAAUCUUUGUGCAUUAGUAUCACUGUGUCCAAGGUAGAGAAAGACCAGCCUUCUCCUUUAAAGUCCUGUGAAGACCCAAUUCCAGGGAUGUUGUUCUUCUUGCCACCCGGGCAGCACCAAUUGGACUGUUCACAGCUGAAUGAAGGCACAAGUGAGUCCCCCGAGGCCAGCCAGCUUGAAGAUGCUGCUGAGGGUGGCAGUGCAUCUGAGGAGAAGAGGGUUUCAGCUGAGUCAUUUCUCCCGCUAGCCUCUCCAGUGCAAAGUACAUUAACAGUGCUCGAGGCAUCCAGUUGGAAGAAGCAGGUAUCUCAUGACUUUCUAGAGACCAGGUUUAAAAUCCAGCAGCUUCUGGAGCCUCAGCAGUACAUGGCCUUUCUGCCCCACCACAUUAUGGUGAAAAUCUUCAGGUUACUUCCCACCAAGAGUUUAGUGGCUCUUAAAUGUACCUGCUGCUAUUUCAAGUUUAUCAUUGAAUACUACAACAUCAGGCCAGCAGAUUCUCGCUGGGUUCGAGAUCCACGCUACAGAGAAGAUCCUUGCAAGCAGUGCAAGAAAAAAUAUGUGAAAGGGGAUGUGUCCCUGUGCCGGUGGCACCCCAAGCCCUAUUGCCAGGCAUUGCCCUAUGGGCCAGGGUACUGGAUGUGCUGCCACCGCUCUCAGAAGGGCUUCCCUGGCUGUAAGCUGGGGCUUCACGACAAUCACUGGGUCCCUGCUUGCCACAGCUUCAAUCGGGCAAUCCACAAGAAAGCCAAAGGGACUGAAACCGAAGAGGAGUACUAAAGUCUCUGUGAGAGGCACCAAAAGGACUGAGUUUUAAAACUGCAAACCACCACCCGGAGAUCCCAUUCAAGUGAAUGUUGCCUCUCUAGGAGAAUCUGCACCUACUCCCUCAGGACUGCCAUUGCUGAGGCAUUUUUUUAAACUCUUAAUUUACAAGCUGUACAAGAAAAUUGGUCUCGUUAUCUAUAGUGGCGCCUCACAUUUGAUCCAGGGUGGAAUCCCACAGUUUGAGUCACUGGGCUGUGAAUAACUAAGUCUGUUUUCCCAAAUCAAAUCCAUCCUCAAAGGACAAAGACUUGCCCCCAUAAGGACAUCCACAAGAGUUCAUAAAAGACUAUGCAGGCAGUCCCCCAAAAGGGGUUCCAAAAAUGUUUCAGAGCACUGGCACCACAGUGCCCUGUGAAAAGAAGAGCAGCCCUUUUGGAUGAAAAGUCUGCUUACAAAGGAAAAGUCAGGCACCUUACCCUAGACCUCGUAUGCUGAUCUGUGAGACUGAUGUUUGUGGUUGGAGGUGAUUUCCUGCCCUGUGGUGUUUACAGUGUAUAUAAUGGUUGUGUUUUCAUAGGGCGAUGAAAGUGCACAGUGAACCCGAGCGCCUUUACCUGAGAUGAGUGCUUUUGGCCCCUCUGUAAAUGACACUAUUAAAAUCCAGUUGUAUAUAGUGGACGGCUGACUAAACAAAAUCACCACAACGCAGCUAGGAUAGUGUUGCGGCUAUAGUUGUGUGUUUUUUUUAUUGUCUCAAAUUUGUACAUCCUGUAUAAAAUAUGAAUGUUUUCCAAAUAAACUAUGAAUGUUUCCUGUAUAAUAUAUGAAUGUUUCUGAGAAGAAACUCUAAAUAUAGUUAAGAAGUUAAUGUGUUGAAAAGAUACCAAAUAAUGUUUUAACUGGACAACCUUAGAAUUAGCAUAGAGAACAAUCCUUUGUUAUAUUUUAGUGAUCCCCCAAGAAUGAGAGAAUAUUAUAUAGUCAGAUUAUAACAUUCUUCUCUAUUUUAUUCUUUGUCUGGUUACAAAUUUUUUUAAACCUCAAUAAAAACAUGCAUAUUAAAUGGGA
Messenger RNA from Diceros bicornis minor, 4138 nucleotides. RefSeq names its product F-box protein 34 (gene FBXO34). Gene Ontology annotation, molecular function: protein binding. The transcript has 2 exons. Bases 947 to 3082 code for a protein of 711 amino acids. NCBI's taxonomy places the organism in Eukaryota, Metazoa, Chordata, Mammalia, Perissodactyla, Rhinocerotidae. The record is from RefSeq and is a predicted model, not a curated record.